GGGUUAUCAGCCAAUAUCCAUGAGCAUCUGUAGGCCAAUGAUCACCGUCCUUCAAAAAUAAUUAAAGGAUGGCAUAAUGAAUCCAGUCUGUUAAAUUUCCUCUUCUCAAUUUUAAACUUUGGUUGCUUAAGACUGAAGCAAUUAUGGUGAACCUGAGGAAGGCAGUGCACUCGUUCCUUGUGCACCUGAUUGGCCUAUUGGUUUGGCAAUGUGAUAUUUCUGUGAGCCCAGUAGCAGCCAUAGUAACUGACAUUUUCAAUACCUCCGAUGGUGGACGCUUCAAAUUCCCAGACGGGGUACAAAACUGGCCAGCACUUUCAAUCGUCAUAAUAAUAAUCUUGACAAUAGGUGGCAACAUUCUCGUUAUCAUGGCAGUAAGCUUGGAAAAGAAACUGCACAAUGCCACCAAUUAUUUCUUAAUGUCCCUAGCCAUUGCUGAUAUGCUAGUGGGACUACUUGUCAUGCCACUGUCUCUGCUUGCAAUCCUUUAUGAUUAUGUCUGGCCAUUACCUAGAUAUUUGUGCCCCGUCUGGAUUUCUUUAGAUGUUUUAUUUUCUACAGCGUCCAUCAUGCACCUCUGCGCUAUUUCGCUGGAUCGGUAUGUAGCAAUACGUAAUCCUAUUGAGCAUAGCCGUUUCAAUUCACGGACUAAGGCCAUCAUGAAGAUUGCUAUUGUUUGGGCAAUUUCUUUAGGUGUAUCAGUUCCUAUCCCAGUGAUUGGACUGAGGGAUGAAGACAAGGUGUUCAUCAACAACACCACCUGCGUGCUGAAUGACCCAAAUUUCGUUCUUAUUGGGUCCUUCGUAGCUUUCUUCAUACCGCUGACGAUCAUGGUGAUUACAUACUGUCUAACGAUCCACGUCCUUCGCCGACAAGCUCUGAUGUUACUGCACGGCCACACGGAGGAACCGCCCGGAAUUAGCCUGGAUUUCCUGAAGUGCUGCAAGAGGAAUACUGAUGAAGAGAACUCUGCAAACCCUAACCAAGAUUUGAACCCACACCGAAGGAAGAAGAAGGAAAGACGGCCAAGGGGCACCAUGCAAGCUAUCAACAAUGAACGAAAAGCCUCGAAAGUCCUUGGCAUUGUUUUCUUUGUGUUUCUGAUCAUGUGGUGCCCGUUUUUUAUUACUAAUAUCCUGUCGGUUCUUUGUGGGAAGGCUUGUAAUCAAAAGCUAAUGGAAAAACUUCUGAAUGUGUUUGUUUGGAUUGGCUAUGUUUGUUCAGGAAUUAAUCCUCUGGUGUACACUCUUUUCAACAAAGUUUACCGAAGGGCUUUCUCCAACUAUUUGCGCUGCAAUUAUAAGGCAGAUAAAAAGCCUCCGAUCAGACAAAUACCGAGAGUUGCUGCCACUGCUUUGUCUGGGAGGGAGCUUAAUGUUAACAUUUACCGGCACACCAAUGAACCAGUGAUUAAGAAAGCUGAUGACCAGGAGGCCGGUAUAGAGAUGCAAAUGGAGAAUUUGGAGCUACCAGUUAAUCCCUCCAAUGUGGUUAGUGAAAGGAUUAGUAGUGUGUAAGAAAGAGCGGUGCAGUCUUUUCCUACAGUAAAGCUACAAAUGUAGGAAACUGUUCUAUAAUUCUUCUGUCGGUCAUAACCUAAUGUAAAUAUUGCUGUCUGAAAAAGUUGUUUUUAUAUAUAGCUUUGCAAUC
This is a messenger RNA of Orcinus orca (killer whale), 1650 nucleotides long. It is a transcript of the gene HTR2C, whose product is annotated as 5-hydroxytryptamine receptor 2C. NCBI's taxonomy places the organism in Eukaryota, Metazoa, Chordata, Mammalia, Artiodactyla, Delphinidae. Gene Ontology annotation, molecular function: G protein-coupled serotonin receptor activity; neurotransmitter receptor activity. The coding region runs from base 144 to 1517 and encodes 457 amino acids. The transcript has 5 exons. The record is from RefSeq and is a predicted model, not a curated record. Gene Ontology annotation, cellular component: dendrite; plasma membrane. Gene Ontology annotation, biological process: feeding behavior; G protein-coupled receptor signaling pathway, coupled to cyclic nucleotide second messenger; locomotory behavior.